Molecule: messenger RNA, 1045 nt
Organism: Engraulis encrasicolus (European anchovy)
Lineage: Eukaryota; Metazoa; Chordata; Actinopteri; Clupeiformes; Engraulidae
Product: elastase-1-like
Exons: 9
Coding region: 121-942 (273 amino acids)
Biological process (GO): proteolysis
Molecular function (GO): serine-type endopeptidase activity
Source: RefSeq, a predicted model, not a curated record
GGGAUGUUUACUCAGGCCUUGCAGAUGCUAGAGGUGUCUAUAAAACAGACAUCUGCUUCUGGCUGUUAAAGCUGUCAGAUCUUGGAGAACAGGAGGUGGUUUGUAGAAUAGCUGUUCACCAUGCGGUCCCUAUUGUUCAUUGUUGCGUUUGCCUUCUUCUCAGCAUCAGUGUUGGCUGAUGAGAAGCCCCUGUUGAGCUAUUUGGAGGAUGCUAAGGGGGUCGUUGUGGGGGGCAGAGAGGCACCUGAACACGCCUGGCCCGCGCAGGUGUCACUGCAGGUUGGGAGAAGAGGGCGCUACGGUCACAUUUGUGGAGGAACUCUGAUCAGCAGGAGAUGGGUGAUGACGGCAGCUCACUGUGUAGACAGCCCAGCGACUUGGCAGGUCGUUCUUGGAGAACACAAUCUUUACAAGAGGGAAGGUACAGAGCAGACCAUUGCCGUCAGCCGAGCCAUCGUUCACCCCAGAUGGGACACAGACGACCUUGCAGCCGGGUACGACAUUGCUGUGUUGCGUCUCUCUAAACCGGCAAGGUUGAACAGCUACGUGCAGCUCGCUAAACUGCCCCGUUCUGGAAAGAUUCUGAAGCACAACCACCCCUGCUUUGUCACUGGGUGGGGUCGCACCAGAACUGGUGGAGAUGGCUCUUCUGUGUUGAAGCAGGCCUACCUGCCUGUGGUCGGCUAUAGAACCUGUUCUAAGAAUGCUUGGUGGGGCAGAGUAGCUAAGAAAACCAUGGUGUGUGCUGGAGGUAAUGGACGAGACUCUAGUUGCCAGGGAGACUCAGGUGGUCCCCUGCACUGCAGCCAGGGUGGAAGGUAUUAUGUCCACGGCGUGGUCAGCUUUGGCGGCAAUGUCUGCAAUAAGCGACGCCAGCCGUCCAUGUUCACCCGCGUAUCCGCUUACAUCAGCUGGAUGCGACGCGCCAUGAGAAGAGGCUGAGACUCAGACUGUCCUGCGCAGCAGGGUGCCAGAACAGCACGAGCUCCUCAUCUGUCAACUGUGCACCACUAAAGACAAUAAAGUCUAUACCUAAUGCAGAUUA